GGAAUCUCUGAGCUGGGAUUUGCACCGUACAAAUGAUAUCCUGCGACUUUAGGACCUUCCCCAGGAUCGUGUCUGUCUCCGGGGUCACAGCAGAGUGAAAGGCCUUGAGUGAUCAACCAGAAGUUGAGCAGUUAAGACGACUCUGAUCGGUUUUAGUGCGAUCGCCCUGGAGCUGAGCUGCUGCAGAGGCAGAGAGAAGGAGGGAGAAAGGAAGAAAAGAAAAAGGAGAGAGGGAGGGAGCAGUAGUAGCAGGGUGAUCACAUGAGUGUCACAAGGGGAAGGAGGUAGAGGAAGCACCCGACCAGGAAGGACCCGCAGAGACAGCGGUUCUGAGCUAAGAUGACAAGCUUGGAGCCUAGCAGUAACAGUUCCUCUACCAACAGUGGACCGGAUCUAAGUAUCGGUUUUAUCUCCUCUUCUGUAGCUGUCUUCUUGUUUGGAUCAAACUUUGUACCAGUUAAGAAAUAUGAUACUGGUGAUGGAAUGUUUCUCCAGUGGAUUCUUUGUGCUGCUAUCUGGAUUGUUGCCCUCGUGGUCAAUCUGAUCCUGCGAUGCCCCAGAUUUUGGCCUCUUGCAAUGGUUGGGGGUUGUGUUUGGGCUACAGGGAACAUUACAGUCGUCCCGAUCGUGAAGACCAUUGGCCUAGGGCUUGGACUCUUAAUCUGGGGCUCGUUUAACUCGAUAACUGGCUGGGCCAGCUCAAGGUUUGGCUGGUUCGGAAUGGAUCCUGAGGAGGUAGCAAGACCAUUUUUAAAUUAUAUUGGAGCUGGACUUUCUGCUUUAAGUGCUCUCAUAUUCUUGUUUGUGAAAAGUGAUGUUAAGAAUGGCCCAAAUUCAGUGGACACAACACCAUUAUUGAGAGAGCCUGCGAUCAACGAGGUUGAGAGUUCCUACUCAGAUGAAACAUGGUUGGAUAGACUUUCUCCACUUCAAAACCGUCUCAUUGGCUGUAGUCUUGCUGCAGUAUCUGGAGUUCUCUAUGGAACCAGUUUUGUUCCAAUAAUUUAUAUCAAGGACCAUGGCAGAAGAAAUGAUACUCAGUAUUCAGGAGCUAGUCAGUAUGACUUGGACUAUGUUUUCGCACACUUCAGUGGCAUUUUUUUAACAAGUACAACCUACUUUCUGGUCUAUUGCGCAGCCAUGAAAAAUAAUCCCAAAGUGUACCCUGAAGCAAUAAUACCAGGUUUUAUUUCUGGAAUUCUCUGGGCAAUAGCCACUUGCUGCUGGUUCAUAGCUAAUAGCACUCUAAGUGCUGUGGUCAGCUUUCCAUUAAUCACUGCAGGUCCUGGCCUAAUAGCUGCAAUGUGGGGAGUUCUGGUGUUUAAAGAAAUAACGGGUACAAAAAACUACCUCUUAUUAACCCUGGCAUUUUGCAUCAUUCUGGCUGGAGCUCUCGCCACUGCUUUUUCUAAAUUAUAACAGACUCAUUAGCACCAGGAGAUGGCGGUCGGGUUUAACAAACCCUACUUUCCUGCUAGCCGGGAGAGGGAGAUCUUGACAAGGAAGAAAGCAGAAAUAAUUUUCACAAGACAAGAGGAAAUAACACCAAAUUUGUGUGUAAUAACCAGAGUGAUUUUUUUUUAACUUAUUUCAAACACAUGGGAAGGGAAUGAAACCUUGCUUCUAACAAGUGAAAGGAAAUGGAUGGUUCCAACAGCUAUGGAGGGCAAAGCCAGGAACUUGUUGAAUCAGUUCAAACCAUUUGCAAUCAUGUGGUUAUGAUAUUCUACAACCUCUUCGUUGAUUUCCUUAAACCGGACCACUAUACUAAAGUGCUCCAGGUUUCAUCCUCUUUGCAAAGGAUGUUUGGAAAGAGGAUCUCCUCGUUGCUUUCAUAGACUGUUCAGAACAGAAUGUUAACCUGUUGGCUGCACAGUUGCGAAUGGUUGACAAUAGACAGUGGCUUUUGCCUCCUAAGAGAGACUGCUCAAUUUAUUUCUUUAAAAUGCCCAGGGAGACUAACUGACAGUGUUGAAGGUCAAUCCCUGAGCUCAGGUGGUUGCGAGCUAAGAAACUGUCAGUGCUGGUAGUUGAAUAUCUUUUCACGAUGAGACAUUAGUGAUAAAGGACUCUUGUUUUUAACUUAUUGCUCUCUUCAGAGAAAAGUGACAGGCACUUCUUUCUUUUAACUUUUCCUUUUGAAACCUUAUGUUUCCUACACAAUACAGGAGAUGAAAUAUUAGGAAUUUAAACUUGAUUUCCUCCCCUAAUUGUGAAGAAAAAAGUGACACACUACUGCUUUACAGAGAUUAACUUGAAUGAAAUGCAUGGAUUACCUCAUUUUUUAUAUUUUGUAAAUCAUCCAUUUUCCAAAACUUGAAAUAUAAUAAAACUUAU
Tachyglossus aculeatus (Australian echidna) is the source of this 2337-nucleotide messenger RNA. RefSeq names its product transmembrane protein 144 (gene TMEM144). The record is from RefSeq and is a predicted model, not a curated record. Gene Ontology annotation, cellular component: membrane. Gene Ontology annotation, molecular function: carbohydrate transmembrane transporter activity. Lineage: Eukaryota; Metazoa; Chordata; Mammalia; Monotremata; Tachyglossidae. Gene Ontology annotation, biological process: carbohydrate transmembrane transport. The transcript has 12 exons. Bases 340 to 1419 code for a protein of 359 amino acids.